AUGGACUCCAAAUUAUAUCUCGCGGAGCAAGUGCUCAACGAGCAACGUACAGUCACCUACCGGUCUUUGAGCCGCGUCUUGAAGGUUCAUGCCAACCGCGCUAAACAGAUCCUCUUCGAGUUUCACAACAAAGAAAACGCGAAGAAGCCCCAGAGUGUCCACGCUACCUACAUCAUCUCCGGAAUUCAGAAGGCGCCAGAGCCGCCAGCGACGAAUGGCCAUGCGAAGAACGACGAAGAUGAGAUAAUGCAGAGCAGUCCCUAUUUGCCUAGCUCACAGCCAAAGCAGGAUGACGCAUCCGAGUCCCUGCGCAUCGCCUCGAUCAUACUAGCUCGGGAGGAAGAUCUGGAAGCCGACAGCUCUCCAAGAUUUCAACAUGUUGACGGGGUGUGUCGGGAAAUCGCCACAGCACAUGCGCCAGAUGACCCGUUGGAGUGCGGAAAGGAGUGGGGGAUGAUCCAAAAUCGCAAUGUCAAGCGAAGAACGGGAGCUCGUCCACCGCCACCCGCAGCUGCUCCAGCACCCAAAACCAAAACCGAAUCCACAAUUCCUGCUAAACGACCUCUCGAGAAAUCCGCUCCCGUCGCGAAAGCUGAAGUUAAAACCGAGGAGACGAAAUCUCAGCCAUCAUCAGCGAGCAACUCUCAAACGUCUUCCAAGGCUGCUGCAAAGCCAGCACUCAAGCGCGAGAAGAGCAAUUUGUUCAGCUCGUUUGCCAAAGCUAAGUCCAAGCCGAAGACAGCAACUCCUGUAGACUCGGCAACACCAAGCGGCGCAGAAGAUGUUGCACUGGAUGAUGCUUCAGAGGAGGAAGAAGAGGCCGAAGAGCUCUUCCCUACUAGCAACGACAAAACGGCGGUGGCAGGCGGCCGCGAAAGUAAAAAAGAGCGAGCGGAGAAGCUCAAGGCCAUGAUGGAAGAUGACGAUGCAGACGACGAGGACAUGCCUGAUGCUGAUGAAGAGCCGGCGCGCGAGCCGACUCCCGUCGAGCAACCACCGCCUUCCAAGCCAGUAGAGCUGAAGGAAGAGGUGACUGUACAAGGUGGUCGCCGACGAGGCAAGCGUCAAGUCAUGAAGAAGAAGACAGUCAAGGACGAGGAAGGCUAUUUGGUUACUCGGGAAGAAGCGACCUGGGAAUCUUUCUCCGAAGAUGAGCCGAUUCCCAAGAAGAAGCCAGCAGUUAACGUCGCUAAGGGCAAGGGAGCCAAACCUGGCCAGGGAAACAUCAUGUCGUUCUUCGGCAAGAAACAGUAA
This is a messenger RNA of Penicillium maclennaniae, 1254 nucleotides long. RefSeq lists its product as uncharacterized. The transcript is spliced from 9 exons. The coding region runs from base 1 to 1254 and encodes 417 amino acids. The record is from RefSeq and is a predicted model, not a curated record. Gene Ontology annotation, molecular function: DNA-directed DNA polymerase activity. Lineage: Eukaryota; Fungi; Ascomycota; Eurotiomycetes; Eurotiales; Aspergillaceae. Gene Ontology annotation, biological process: DNA strand elongation involved in DNA replication; DNA synthesis involved in UV-damage excision repair; nucleotide-excision repair, DNA gap filling. Gene Ontology annotation, cellular component: nucleus; delta DNA polymerase complex.